Syngnathus acus (greater pipefish) is the source of this 2940-nucleotide messenger RNA. It is a transcript of the gene ercc2, whose product is annotated as excision repair cross-complementation group 2. The record is from RefSeq and is a predicted model, not a curated record. Gene Ontology annotation, biological process: positive regulation of mitotic recombination; transcription by RNA polymerase II; nucleotide-excision repair. NCBI's taxonomy places the organism in Eukaryota, Metazoa, Chordata, Actinopteri, Syngnathiformes, Syngnathidae. Gene Ontology annotation, cellular component: nucleus. Bases 138 to 2420 code for a protein of 760 amino acids. The transcript is spliced from 23 exons. Gene Ontology annotation, molecular function: ATP binding; DNA helicase activity; hydrolase activity, acting on acid anhydrides, in phosphorus-containing anhydrides.
UGCGUCGUGAAUUUACAACGCAAAUAAGAAAAAGCCAAAUGUCCGUGCAGGGACUUCCUUCACAGCAAACUCAUCUAUGAAAGAUUCUAAAUGAAAAAAAGUUCAUAGUGUCAUAGAAGAGGAGACAUUUCGCAACAAUGAAGCUCAACAUCGACGGUCUGUUGGUGUAUUUUCCCUAUGAUUACAUAUAUCCUGAACAAUACUCGUACAUGCUGGAGCUCAAGAGGACGCUGGACGCUAAGGGACAUGGCGUCCUGGAGAUGCCGUCAGGAACCGGCAAGACCAUUUCGCUGUUGUCGCUUAUUGUUGCAUACCAACGGGCCUUCCCUUUGGAAGUCACCAAGCUCAUCUACUGCUCCAGAACAGUCCCCGAGAUUGAGAAGGUGGUGGAGGAGCUGAGGAAGCUGAUGGAGUUUUGUUCCAAGGAGACAGGCGAGAAAAACAACUUUUUAGCUCUGGCACUCUCCUCCCGCAAGAACCUUUGCAUCCACCCGGAGGUGAGCAGCCUGCGCUUUGGCAAGGAGGUGGACAGCAAGUGUCACAGUCUGACAGCAUCGUACAUUCGCGCCCAACAUCACAGCAACCCCAACCAGCCCGUCUGUCGCUUCUAUGAGGAGUUUGACGCUGUGGGCCGGCAAGUGCCCCUUCCCCCGGGCGUCUACAACCUGGAUGACUUGAAGGACUUUGGCCGCAGAAAAGGAUGGUGUCCCUACUACCUGGCACGCUACUCGAUCUUGCACGCCAACAUCGUGGUGUACAGCUACCACUACCUGCUGGACCCCAAGAUAGCAGACCUGGUGUCCAAGGAGCUGGCCAAGCAGUCUGUGGUGGUCUUUGACGAGGCGCACAACAUCGACAACGUGUGCAUCGACUCCAUGAGCGUCAACAUCACCAGGCGGAUGUUGGACCGUUGCCAGGGUAAUGUGGAUACCCUGCAGAACACCAUACACAAAAUCAAAGAGACAGACGCUGCCAAACUGAAGGAGGAAUAUCGACGGCUGGUGGAGGGCUUAAAGGAAGCCAACGUUGCCCGGGAGACGGACGUCUACCUAGCCAAUCCUGUGCUGCCUGACGAAAUCCUGAAAGAGGCCAUUCCCGGUACUAUCCGUACCGCCGAGCACUUUGUGGGCUUCCUGAGGCGCUUCAUGGAGUACUUGAAGUCCCGCCUGAGGGUGCAGCAUGUGGUCCAGGAAAGCGCCCCGCAGUUCCUCAAAGACAUCUUUGACAAAGUCUGCAUCGACCGCAAGCCACUCAGGUUUUGUGCCGAGCGUCUGCAGUCGCUGUUACGGACGCUGGAGAUCACGGACAUCGCUGACUUCUCUGCCAUCACGCUCAUUUCCAACUUUGCCACGCUUGUCAGCACCUACAGUCAAGGUUUCACCAUCAUCAUUGAGCCCUUCGAAGACAGAACGCCAACCAUCGCCAACCCUGUGUUGCAUUUCAGCUGCAUGGACCCGUCCAUCGCCAUCAAACCCGUCUUUCAAAGGUUUCAGUCGGUCAUCAUCACAUCAGGGACACUGUCCCCACUGGACAUCUACCCUCGCAUCUUGGACUUCCGACCUGUCACCAUUGCGUCUUUCACCAUGACACUGGCGCGAACCUGCCUCUGCCCGCUGAUUGUCGGGCGUGGAAACGACCAGGUGGCUCUGAGCUCCAAGUUUGAGACCAGAGAGGAUUUUGCUGUGAUCCGUAAUUAUGGCAACUUGCUCCUGGAGAUGUCCGCUGUGGUUCCUGAUGGCAUUGUGGCAUUUUUCACUAGCUACGUCUACAUGGAGAACAUCGUGGCGUCCUGGUACGAGCAGGGAAUUCUGGAGAACAUUCAGAAGAACAAGCUGAUAUUCAUCGAGACGCAGGAUGCCGCUGAGACCAGCAUGGCCUUAGAAAAGUACCAGGAGGCGUGCGAGAACGGCAGAGGAGCCAUCCUGCUGUCCGUGGCACGAGGGAAAGUGUCUGAGGGGAUUGAUUUCGUGCACCACUUUGGCCGAGCCGUGAUCAUGUUUGGCGUUCCAUAUGUUUACACGCAGAGCCGCAUCCUCAAGGCCCGUCUGGAGUACUUGCGAGACCAGUUCCAGAUCCGAGAGAACGACUUCCUCACCUUCGACGCCAUGCGACACGCCGCGCAGUGUGUCGGCCGAGCCAUCAGAGGAAAGACCGACUAUGGGCUCAUGAUUUUUGCUGAUAAGCGUUAUGCCCGAGCGGACAAGCGCGGGAAGCUUCCUCGCUGGAUCCAGGAGCACAUUAACGACGGUAGUCUCAACCUCACUGUGGAUGAGACGGUUCAACUGUCCAAGCAUUUCCUCAGACAGAUGGCUCAGCCCUUCAGACAGGAAGACCAGCUGGGUCUGUCUCUACUGACAGUGGAGCAGCUGCAGUCAGAGGACAUGCUGAAGAAGAUUGCUCAGAUGGCUCAUCAGAGCUAAGAGAACUCCGAUUGACUAAUAAUUCAUGUUGUGAGUGUAAAGCAGUGACAUGACUGCAAAGUCAUUUUGCGCACUGUCUGUUGUGCAGACAUUUUUCUACUCAAAAUGUUCAUUUGACAUUAUGUAGAUCUUGUCUUUUUUUCAAUUUCACCAGGAUCAGUAUCACUGUUUGGGCCUUUAGUGUCCUUAUAACUCACUCACUCACUCACUCAUCAUGAAAAAUGUAGAAGAAUAAAGCAACUCUGAGGUCUUAUUACAGGAGGCCAAAUAUUUGCACACGCAUCAGUACAAUGGUACCAUUUUGGUACUCACUACACUGUUUCCUUUGCAUUGUUUCAUUGUAUACAAUUUAUUUGAUGAACUGAACGAAUCUGUGUGUGAACAAGUCAGUGAGUGAUUUGUAUUUCCAGUUCAUAGCGAGUACGGAUCAGUGAGGGAACGAAUCCUGACUUUCCCGUUGGCGAACGAGUUAAUGGGUGAACUGCCUUCCCGUGCAUCAACGGAUCAGUCAGUGAACGUG